This is a messenger RNA of Musa acuminata AAA Group (dessert banana), 1391 nucleotides long. RefSeq lists its product as uncharacterized. The record is from RefSeq and is a predicted model, not a curated record. Bases 116 to 1081 code for a protein of 321 amino acids. Lineage: Eukaryota; Viridiplantae; Streptophyta; Magnoliopsida; Zingiberales; Musaceae. Gene Ontology annotation, molecular function: 3'-5'-DNA exonuclease activity. Gene Ontology annotation, cellular component: cytosol. The transcript has 12 exons.
AUUUAUAUAUACGCUUAACCACCACAAGAGCUGAGAAAGUCCGUAACCCAUCAUCGCAUCCCUCGCGGCUUCCAUUGUUUGCUGAUUCUUCCUCAACUUCGAGUCGAACAUCACCAUGUCUUCGACAGUCCGAAUGAUAGACAUCGCCGUCAACUUCACAGAUUACAUGUUCAAGGGGAUCUACAAUGGCCGGCAGUGCCAUGCCGCCGACAUCCCCGCCGUACUUGCUCGGGCGUGGAGCGCCGGCGUCGACCGUAUCAUCGUCACAGGAGGUUCUCUUCAGGAAUCCAAGGAAGCCCUCGCCAUCGCAGAAACCGAUGGACGGCUCUUCUGCACGGUUGGGGUUCAUCCUACUAGAUGCAAGGAAUUUGAAGAGAGUGGGGAUCCAGAGCAACAUUUCCAGGCGCUUGUGUCAUUAGCUCGGGAGGGAAUUCAGAAAGGGAAGGUGGUGGCAAUUGGAGAAUGUGGACUGGACUAUGACCGGCUUCAGUUUUGCCCUGCUGAUAUACAAAAGAAGUACUUCGAGAAGCAAUUCGAACUGGCAGAAGCUGUCAAACUGCCUAUGUUUCUGCAUAUGCGUGCUGCUGCUGAAGACUUCUGUGACAUUCUCGCUCAAAAUAAGGAAAGGUUCAUUUCUGGGGUUGCUCAUUCGUUUACUGGAAGUGCAGAAGAUCGUGACAGGCUCUUGUCAUUUGAAAAUCUUUUUAUAGGCAUUAAUGGCUGCUCUCUGAAGACACAUGACAAUCUUGAUGCUCUAAGGGGCAUUCCUGUUGAGAGGAUGAUGAUAGAGACAGACUCACCAUACUGUGAAAUCAGGACUACUCAUGCUGGAAGGCAAUUUGUUAAAUCAGAUUGGCCUUCUAAGAAAAAAGAAAAGUAUGAUCAUGACUCUACAGUAAAAGGUCGCAAUGAGCCUUGUUUUGUUAGGCAAGUCCUUGAAGUUGUAGCUGGCUCUAAAGGCAUUGGUGAUUUAGAGCACCUGAGCAAAAUUUUGUACCACAACACAUGCAGGGUCUUCUUCCCCAAUGAUUUGGAUACAGCAGCAGAUGCUUUUCUUGAAAGCGGCCAUAAUGUCCAGUGACAAACAACCAAACAACCGGAAGUGCUUCAUUGACAGAGGACUGGUGCAUCUAGCAUUGUCCGGCAGCAACCGCCUAGGCAUCCAUUUCUUUUGAGAAUGAACAACAUGAUAAUUUUCCUUCUCUUCGGAUGCGUGAUGGCAUUUCUUUUCUACGGCACCCAUGGAAUGAGUUAGAAGGACUUGCCGCUACUUUUUGUAAUUCUAAGACACAUGUUUUCCGAUUAGAUAUGUAAUUUUGUUGCUAAAACUUGCAUACAUUUCUUAUAUGUAAGCUGUCUUAAUUAUUGAAAUAUGCAAGAUUAUAUUAGCA